ACGAACUGCGUAAAUUACCAGUAGCUAUAAUCUUUUUGCGUAUUUAGAUUUUCAAAGUAUGCAUUGUUUAUCUGAAUUCUUGGUGUUUGCGCACUGAAGUCAUUGAUUAAUUAUAUAUUUCACAACGCGAAACCUCCAGUUUGACAUUACGCUCGAGAUGGUUCGAUAGUAUCGAGGUUUUUUGGCAGGUCGAAAGAAAGAUGUCCCUCGAUGGUAGAUUAGAAUGUUAUUAGUCAUUCGGUGUCGUGUUUGUAAGUAAAUAUCAGCUGGAUGCGUAGAGAAAAACGAAACGUGAUUCCGUGACAGCGCGUAACGGACGUAACUGUUGAACAUACAUCGAUCAAAGAAUCUACGGCGAAAAUGGGCCUUUUCCAGACUUCCUCGCCUUUCGACGCUGACGUCGAAAAGGCAACCAGUGAAAAGAACAUAUCUACAGAAUGGGGGAAAAUAUUGGAUAUUUGUGACAAAGUAGGAACCUCUUCUCAAAAUGCAAAGGAUUGUUUACGAUCAAUUGUUAAAAGACUAUAUUCUCUAGAUCCACAUAUUGUUCUGCAAGCAUUAACAUUAUUAGAUGCUUGCGUCAUCAAUUGUGGAAAAACAUUUCACUUAGAAAUCGCAUCAAGAGACUUUGAGAAUGAUCUGAGAAAACUUGUUAAUCAUACUGAGCCACAGAUUGUUGAGAAAAUGAAGAAACUCUUAAAAAAGUGGGCUGAAAAUGAUUUCAAAACUGAUCCCCAGUUAAAUUUAAUUCCUAGUUUAUAUAACAAACUUAAAAAUGAAGGUCAUACUUUUCCUUCUACAUCAGACACGCCUAAACGUACAAGUGUACUAAGUAAAGAUCCAAAUGUAGUAACGGAUUCACAAGAAGAGGAAGAUAUAGCAAAGGCCAUAGAACUUUCACUUAAGGAAAGUAAAGCUCAUAGCCAAGCAUCCUCUUCUCAUGGUUCACCAGCAUCGAAUAAAUACACUAGUUUAUACCCUAAUGUAAGUUCUGCACUUGGUGCUUCGAGCAAUUCUGAAGGCAGAAAGGUCCGUGCUCUAUAUGAUUUUGAAGCAGCAGAAGAUAAUGAGUUAACAUUUUUUGCUGGAGAAAUAAUUAAUAUUUUGGAUGAUUCUGAUCCAAACUGGUGGAAAGGCAGUAACCAAACAGGAGAAGGACUAUUUCCCUCUAAUUUUGUUACUGCAGAUUUGUCUAUGGAACCAGAACAGUUCACAAAGUUAGAACACAGUAAUAAAAAAAUGGUUCAAUUUGCUGAAGAAGUAGAAGUGAAAACAGUAAAGAGGGAACCAGAAGUGGUUGAAGUUGAAAUAGAUGAAAGAAAAAUGGAUAGACUUUUACAUUUAUUACAUGAAGCUGAUCCUCAAUGUGAUACUUCAGAUCCACAAGAAAUGCUUGAUUUAGAAGAACAAGUUACUGCAAUGGGACCUUUGAUAGAUGCAGCUUUAGAAAAAGUAGAUAGGAGGCAUGCACAGCUAACACAAUUGAGCUCUGAUUUGGUAGAUGCUCUUAAUUUAUAUCACACAUUGAUGCGAGAACCUCCACCGCCUACGCCAUCAAAUUAUACUCUACCUAAGAUGCCACCCCAUAUAAAUCCUUAUCAAUUUCAAAAUCAGGGACCACCACCACCACAUAUAUUUAAUGGAGUACCUCCACCACAUCAAACUUCCUUUCCUAUUGGAGGUGGUCCAUCAGGACCAUAUAAUACAACAAUUCCAACUAGCGACUACAUGGGGCCUGCAAGCAUGCCAAACAUGGCACUACCACAUUUUCACGUGCAACCAGCAGGUCCACCGCAUCAACAUCCCCCAGGACAUCCUCAAGGUCCACCAAUGCCAGAACAAAGUACUCUCCCUUAUCCCCAUCAAGGAUAUCCACCUCAAACUGGUCCUGUGCCAGUACCAUAUGGUCCACCAGGACCAACAGGACCUCCGGUAAGCCAACAACCUCAGUAUGCUCCGCCAAAUGGGCAGCACAUGAUGUAAAAGGAUGCUACAUGUUUCAAAUUCAUCCUGUACUGUAACUCAAGCUAUACAAUAUUACUAUAUUAUAAUUAUUUAAAUAAACAUACCCGAAGUAGCCAAAGAUACUGGGUUUUUGAUGGAAGUUUUGCAUUCGAAACUUACCGUGUAAGCUUAUUAUGUAGGCACAUACACGAUGUGGUGAUUAAAAAAUGCAUUAGAUAAAAAACGAAUUAUUUUAUUAAUAUUUUAUUGCCAUCGACAUGGCACGUAUUUUUUAAAAAGCGUCUUUCUUAAUCUCGUGAUUCAGAUUUAAUUAACACAUUCCUUUAAUUCAAUUAAUAUCUAACUUCUUUAUU
Eufriesea mexicana is the source of this 2318-nucleotide messenger RNA. RefSeq names its product signal transducing adaptor molecule (gene Stam). The transcript is spliced from 10 exons. NCBI's taxonomy places the organism in Eukaryota, Metazoa, Arthropoda, Insecta, Hymenoptera, Apidae. The coding region runs from base 361 to 1983 and encodes 540 amino acids. The record is from RefSeq and is a predicted model, not a curated record. Gene Ontology annotation, biological process: protein transport to vacuole involved in ubiquitin-dependent protein catabolic process via the multivesicular body sorting pathway. Gene Ontology annotation, molecular function: phosphatidylinositol binding; ubiquitin binding. Gene Ontology annotation, cellular component: ESCRT-0 complex.